Molecule: messenger RNA, 8829 nt
Organism: Perca flavescens (yellow perch)
Lineage: Eukaryota; Metazoa; Chordata; Actinopteri; Perciformes; Percidae
Product: zinc finger protein 518A
Exons: 3
Coding region: 449-4591 (1380 amino acids)
Source: RefSeq, a predicted model, not a curated record
UGACGUAGGGCUCAUGCUGCAAAAACACCGUCAGGUUGUUAUAGGCCGCUCGUAAAAUACAAUAUAUAUUUUCACUUGAGUGAAAGUUGUUUUAACUGUGUUUUUGCGUAAAAAUGCCCUUCACGGCACUAGUUUAGUGUUUGACAGGCAAUACAUAUUCAUCCGCUUCUACAUGAGUGUCAAGAGCACAUUAGUACCCGGAUGGACUGUCAUGGCCGCCGUCGCUGUGGCUCCAUAGAGAGAAGAGAAGGAAGGCAAAUGUUUCUGCUGGGUGUUUUUUCAACCUUAACCUCCUUUUUAUAAUGUCGGACGCUGACGGGACGCCGCCUGAACUUCCAUCGAGUUCAUAGCACCGGGGCCACACUACAUGCUCCUCUUCUUCAGACACGACAUGCAUUAAUGUUUGAGUUUGGCCUGAAAGAGUACAGAUAUCUGUAGAUUUACAACUAUGGAAGAAGACCUCACAAUACCUCAUGAUCCUGCCAAAAACUGCAACAUAUCAGUAAUAGGGGAAGAAAAGGUAAAAGACUUUGUGUAUAAGCAUUUCAGAGAAGUGACAGAUGGGUCACCCUUCAAUAAUGCUGAAGAAUCCUCCAUUAAAGAACAUGGGAGUUCCAUCACGAAAGAUAGACAAACUCACAAUAAAUCCCAUUGUAAAAUUCAGCAGGGGGCUGUUUUCUCUGGAAAGAUUCUGAGUUUUGGAUGCUCUGUGUGUAAAGAUGAUUCCACAUAUAGCCCCAAUGAUCUCUUCAAACAUUUUCGAGCGGCCCAUAAUGGAACUCUUCCUACAUACCCUUGUGACCUGUGCGGUUUUUCCACAAACGAGUUCCCUGCUCUUCAACGUCAUCGGAUUGAGCACAGGAAUACUCUAGUUACAUGUGAGCUUUGCAACAAUGAUGUUCAGUACUCCCUGCUUUUGCUUACCAGACACUACAUCAUGUGUCACAGUCUAAAUGGACAGUUUAACUGUGACUGGUGUGAGUUUACAACUGUGGAUGCAGGAACAUUCGUCCAGCACAUCCAUCAUCAUAAUGAGAGCCAUUGGAAGUGCUCAAAAUGCAGACAUAUCAGCUUGAACGAAGAAGAUCACCAGAAGCAUAUGAAAGCUCACUCGGGAACAUUCCCUUUUACUUGUCAGAUCUGUGGAUAUGGUGCAACAAGAGGCGAGUAUCUUAAAAAACACACAGCAGCUGUUCACAAAGAAGAGGUUGAGAGAAGGAAUGCAUGGAAGGCUAUAGAUGACAGCAGCAUUUCAGCAAAUUCAUCUGCAAGCCUGAAACUUUUGUUGAAAAAGAGUGGUGAAUCACAGGAGGCUCAGAGGAUAUCAAAACUGAACUGUCUUUCUGGGAGUUUACCAAACCAAAAUGGCAGACUAAUGAAAACAGAGAUAUCGUUCGAGGAGACCCACCACUUUGUGGAUGGGACUGUUGCAAAAAAGGAAAACAAAAAUUGGAGCAAAAGCUCUCAUAAUACAGAGCACUCCAUGCCUGUAGUGUUACAGGAAUAUGACAACUCUGCAAGUUCUGAUGCUACAAGUCACACCAAUCCUAAUGGACUGACUGUUUUGAUGGUUAAGAACAAAAUCUCUCUUCCCCCCAACUGUACAACCAAAGUGAUGGGAUUCAAGAUGGUUGAUGGCAAAAAACAUUUAGUUCUCAAAGUAAUACCAACAGCAAAGCAAGAUUCAUCCGCUCAAAACCAUACAUUUGUUGAAGAUGUGGGAUCCUCUGCACCAAAUCCUGCGUUGGAAAAAAGUAAAGUCUCUCAUGAGAAUGGGGAAAGCUCACAUAGCAAGAACUUACCAUCACAUUGUUCUGCUCUUUCACCAAAAAGUGGAUCUUGCACACAGAUGACUCAAGACGAUAUUAUGGCAGUAAAAGUGAAGCUUGAGGAGGAGGAAACCUCUGUUUGCAACCUUGAUUCCACCCCACCUCGAGACGAUGUUGGCGAGAAAACUAAUCCUUUAAUAGGUAGGUCUUCGACUUGUGCGGAUACGCUAUAUCCCAUGACAAAUGAGAUUGCUCAUGGGGAUGACCAGAGUCACCCAAGUCAAACAACCUGGUCCCAGAGAAGUAAGUUUGAUAAUAACUCUGUCUCUGCAACAUUUAACUCUGACGCAACCUGCCAUAGUGGUUCUCAAAUCAGUAAUACUUCAACAAUGUGUGCUGGUAAGGUCACCGCUCAGGACACAUUGCAUUCCAAACAAGUCUCCAAAGACACUAUUGAAAACUGUGGGGCUGCAGAUGAGUUAUUGAUGACUGAUACAGUAACAGACAAACCCAUUGACGAACACAAAGGGAACUCCCCCUUUAACACUAUAGAAAAUGAUGACCAAUCUUCUCAGAGUACUCCAAAAAAAACUGAUCAGGUUAAAACUGACAUUGAACAUAAAAACAAGCAAAAUUUAAAAAAGCUUUCGACUAAUCCAGCACCUCCAUCAGAGUCAUCCCUAUCCACUCCAGGUAGCCGCAGAGAAAGUGCCAUGGGAUCAGAAAACUGCACACAAAAUUCACCAAACCAAGAAGUAUUUACUUUUCACAAUUAUUCCAAGGAAACAUUUGGCACCUCCCCAAACACUACCCAAAACUUUGAUAAUAUGUCUGAACAUUCAGUAGACAAAGAAAGUGUUUGUGAAUCAUCACAGUUUAGCUUGACAUUGGCUGAGUCGCCAGAGCCAUUCACAGAAAGUGGCAAUGGAGAAGACUCAAAUCAAGAAAAGGUGUCAGAUAGUGACAUUGAGGUUGAUGCGUGCAUCGCUAGUGUUGAUGAUCCUGCCACUGAGGAUGAAAAUCCUGAGUCAGUGCUCCAAGACUUUAAUAUUAUCAAAAUUGAGGAGGAGAGCAUUCCUAUAUCUAACAAACGGUCAGAAACAAAGAUUGGUUCAAGUUCUUUGGGCAGUUUUGUGGAGGAACAUUCAGAUGCAAUCAUUAACCAACAACUUAAUAAGGAAAGAGUUGGAUCUUCAAGUUCAAGUAAUGAUUCUUCAAAACCGGCAAAAACAACUCUACGAAUUCUUCAGUUGCCAGAGGGAAAGCAGUCAGUACUCCUGAGAACUACUGAGAAUCAAUUUGCCAUGCCGGUUCAGCUCAAGGCCACUCCAGGUUUUAAACUGAUAACCAAUUCUGGAAAUCCUCAGAUCAAUGUAUCUUAUAUGAAGUCAGGGUUAGAAAGAUCAAGUAACCCUACUGGAGUAACCCUUACUCCAAACAGCAGGAAGAUGGGUGUAUCUGCACCAAAGGCAGGAGCUGCUGAAAAAGGGACAACACUUCUCUCUGCUGUUCAACCAGGUGUUAGCACCACCUCAAAUCACUACCUUAUCAACAGCCAAGGUUUUAAGGGUCCUGUACUCUUCUCAAGCACACCACAUAAUGCACCUACAGACAAAACCGCAAAGACACAGCCAACUUGCUAUUUGGUACAGAGGUCCGUUCCGUUUGUUCAAACCCCCAGUGCUCCCGGCCUCAGUCUGGCAAAUACACAACUCCCACUGAACUCACGGCCAGUUCUGGCCGUGCCUGUGAGCUCUGCAGACAAACCCAGCACCCUGCAGACUGGUCGCCAGGCAUUCUUGCUCCGAUACAUAUCUCCACCCAAAUCAGGCUUGAAGUUGAACAACCAAGACUCAAAGACUGGGACUCCGUGUAGCCGAACCAGUGACGGUACUGGGAACAAAGUCAUUUUUAAAAUUGUCACUCCUACUGGUAGCCUUCUUACAAGUGGUGCUCCCACCUCAAGCAGUCAACCUUUGUUUUUGGCCACCAGACCUCAAACCCAGUGUUUUCUGGUGUCCUCAAACAAAACUAAUGCAAAUUCCUCCAAUGGAGUAAAGAAAUUGAUCACCAUACAAAAUACUGCACAGAAAGAUAUCAAGGAAUCUUGCAUUUCACCCUCUCAGAUGAAUGUAAAGGUACAAUCGUGUGAAGCAGCGAAACCUAUCCUAGCCCCAAGGCCGAUUCGGCCUCCAAGCCAAAGGAAAAGGCGCAGGAAACCAUUAUUUGACGAGCUUCCAUCAACUGUGCAUAAAGCUAGAAGACUCUCAAAUAAAGUACUGACUGAGAAAGAGACUACUGUGUUAUGGAAGCCUGUAGCCAAAGAAGUUGAAAGAACACUAAGGCUUGCCCCAUUCAGUUCUCUACAGCAGGUCAAAUGCCCUCGUAGAUACCAACCUGUAGUGGUGCUCAAUCAUCCAGAUGCUGACAUUCCCGAAGUGGCCAAUGUCAUGAAGGUAGUUAACCGGUACAAAGGUGCUGUUACUAAGGUCUCUCUGUCUCAGAAAACAAUCCAAGCUCUCGCUGAGCUCGGUACUCUAUGGAAGAAUUCCUCGACCAAAGGUGCAUCGUCUCACAGCGAUGAUCCAAGACCCCGGCCAGUUCAGAGUUCUGUCCGAGAGCGAUUCCUCUUGAAACUGAAGUUGAGGAAAAAAAGCAAAAAAAAGUAUGAGGUAGUGAAAAAACUGUCAGGUUGUAGUCAAGAGCCUGUGGUGUUUGACUGCUGGUUUUGUGGUCGGCUCUUCAACAGCCAAGAAGAUUGGAUUGGCCAUGGCCAGCGACACCUCAUGGAGGCAACUAGAGACUGGAAUAAACUGUUCUGAAAGUUUUCCAUCUACUUUGAAAUGAAAGCAAUUCUGUCUCUGAGGUGGAACAAAUGGUUUUAAGUUGUAUAUUUUUUAAUGACCUUCCACUCUACGUUUGUUAAAAUUCUGUUCCUGUAAAUACAUAUUCCUCAGUAAAUUGUAGUUUAUCUUUUCAUAGGUGCAUUUUCUGGUAAAUGAUGUACUGCAAGCAUGAUUUAUAUCAUGCAUGCACAGGUCAAAUUGAACUGUGAAAAUGGUACACUGUAAUUAAGAGCUGUGGUAAGAGCACUAGCUUAAAGAAAGGGGACAAUAUCAGCAAAGUUGUGAGUAGAGCUGAAUUAAAUUACUCAGGUGAUUUCAUAUUAAUCUGGUUUGUCAUUUUUGCUCAUUAAUUUCAAAAAAGCAGAGGCCUAGUUUAAGGGACUUUUCUAUAUUAUUUUAUUAUCCUGGGCCUGCACAUGAGGACAAGAAACUAUUUGUAUAGAUUAGGCCUAACUCUAAAGCUUGUAGACAAAUUACUUUUUGUUUUGCGCUUUUGAAAAUGUUCUGGUCCAAAUUAUUCCAUUUUGUAUGAUGUUUUAAUUGAAGGUGAUGUCAUUUUACUCCAUUUUAUCUUCAGGGUUAGUUUACGGUUUCCUUGUCAGGAUGUUGUCAACCUGUAGCAUGCGCUUGUCAUAACUAGAGAAGAUAUUUUUCACAGUAAUCUCUUAAAUCUGCCAAGUGUUGCAAAUAGACGGAUAGUUUUAUAAAUUACUUUUGCUGAAAAGAGAAAUCCUAUAUCUGUUAACCAUGCUCCCUGUCAGUACUUGAGAAAUACAGAUCAGCCCAUUUUGCACCCUAUGCAGUUUCCAUGCAACAAUAUUGUUGUCAGCAGAUCAGACUGUUUACUCGUCAUGUUGUGAUUCAUAUGAAUCCUAUUUGAUUUCCGCAUUUACUAUAGAUCUUAAAGGUCCUGUGAAUUUGCUUUCAGAUUACUUUUUUCGUGAGUCGCAAUGUUUGUUCACUGAAGAAGAUUAUGAUGCAGGAACAUCAAGAAAAACAUAAUAUGAAAAUCUGCCAGAAACAACAUAGAAAUGUUAGUCAAGUGUUGUCACAGGGCUUGAGUGUAAGAUUUGACAUCCACUUCGAAACCUUUACGAUGCCAAAGUUGAUAAAAUAGCUGUAUUCUUUUAAUCAUUUGUAAUUGUAGUAUAACACGUGUCAAUAAGUAAUAUCAACUAGGGCUGCAACCAACAAUUAAAUUCCCGAUCGAUGAAUCUGUCAAAUAUCUUCUCGAUUAGUCAAUCAUUUGGUCUAUUAAAUGUUAGAAUAUAGUAAAAAAUGUCUAUUUUCUUAAGACCAAGGUAAAGUCAUCGGAUGUCUUAGUUUUGUGUGACAAACACUUCCAAACCCAAAGAUGUUCGGACUUUUAUCUCACGUAAUACGAGGAAGCAGAAAAACAUUUUCUUUAGAAACUGGAACGAGGCAAUGUUUGGCGUUUUUUCUUUAUUUUUUAUUUAACGGUUAGUUGAUUGUCAAAAUUGUUGCUGAUUAUUUUUCUGUUGCUCUACUAAUCGCUUGAGCUCUAGGUCCAACAUUUACUGUAAAUUCUAUUAGAAUAAUGGCCCAAGUCUCAAACAAUAAUAUAACAAAUUUCCAAUUGCUUUUGGUUGAACUUUUUUUUGGAUUGUUUACUCAACGCUUCCUGCAGAUAUUUUAUAUUAAAAGCCUUUCAGGAAAGAAUGGGAGUAUGUCCUUUAAGCCGCUGGAAGGCUUAUCCAAUGAUGUCGAACCCUGUCUUCCUACACAACAACUAAUUGUAGGCACUUGGACCCUUACCACAACCCUUUGGGGAAUGGAAAUAUUGAACCUGUGUUAGUGCUGAUUAGAAUAAGGACAAAGGUCAUUUUUAUGAUGCAAGGGGUUGGCUGGAUCACCCCAGAAGUAAAAAAUGCGACGGCGGAAAGUUCUUAAACUUUACAUGAAUAGACGAGGGGGUAUAUAAAAACGUAAAUGUUUCAAUAGUAAUUUGCUUAUAAGAAAGUGCAGAUACCCCAGAUAAAAACAGACAUUUUCAUACCUUUUUAAACUUUUCUUAAUUCAAUAAAAAGUUUUUCAUUGGUAUCAAAUACAUUCAGAGGUUAUUGGAUAGUUACUGUCUCAUUUCUUUUUAUGCUCUGUAGACUUUUUAGGUGUUGUAGGAGCUCUGAACUUAAUCCAUGUGUUUGCAUCAGCUUUCACCUGUUAUUGCAUUAAUGUUGUACUAUAUAUUGGCUCACUGGCGUCAUCAAGUCCAGUAUGUUGUACAUACAUAUGUUUUAAUGUUACAUUGCCCCUUUUUUUUUUUUAAUUGCAACAGGACAUGGGCUUUGCGUUUCUUCAUGGGUUUUAAUGAUUGUAUUACAUGAUAAUCGAACUGUGCCGUUUUAUUCCGUUCAAUAUGCAAGUGACUGAUCAAUGCAAGCCAUGCUAAUGUUUUUAUACUCUCAAAAUGGAUCUAAAAAGCCAGCCUCCAAUUGAUGAAGUUCUGACCUCAGCAGGUCCGGCGUUUAACCAGCAUUUGCUAAAUGUUAAUUUUAAUCAACCGCUCCAAUCAGCAGGACAUUUUGUUGUACAUUAGGGGAAUUUCCAUGAAAUCAUUUCCUGUAAAACUCUUACAAAUGUAGCAUGAGUAGUAACUACAUUCCACUCAUUUUUGUGACUUACCAAUGAAACCAAACAAGCAUUCAGGCUCUGACACACCAACCCAACUGUCGGCAGAAAAGGCAGUCGGACUGAUCAGUCGGCUCCUCAAGGUAAAAAAAAGUGCCUCUGAACACAUCGAAGCGAUGACGACUUGAGCGUACGCUCUGCGCGUGCGUGAGACGUAAUACGUCUCCAUAACAGCAGGCGACGCUAAUCUGUAUUGUUGCCCAAAAACUGAAAACCGGUAACGACGGAACAUCUCUCUAGACCUAGUAAACACAGAGCACGCUGUCGUCAGUCAUUGUUUCCAUCAGAGAGAGGUGAUAGUAGUCAAGAAGGAUCGCUGUUAUUACUUGCUGAACGGAAGAAAAUAAGAUGGCUAGUAAUAAGAAGAUACUGGCUUUGUCAGCUCGGGUUUUCUUGUGCACUGAUUCGCUAGUCAAGGGCUAGCACUCUACCAAUCAGAUUGGUCAUUGAGUCCGACCGCCCACUGGCCGAUUCAACAAGUUAAACCGGCCAAAAUGAACGGCGACGGCUCCUCUGACUGACAACGGCACAGAACACACCGAACAGACUGGAGUCACCAACCUCUCCGAUUAUCGGGUUGGUGUGUCAGGGCCUUGCUUCAUGGGGUGUUCUUUUCUUAUAGGAAAUGUUCAACAUAUGUGGGAUAUAUUCUUACUCCCUUUUUUCUAGAGCGUGAGACGAGAAGAUUGACCUGUCCGUGUUAAGUAAGAGCUGGAGCCUGGGUUGUGGUUAGCCUAGCUUAGCAUAAAGACUGGAAGCAGAGACUGUUGUCUGUCAACGUGUCGAUCAGUGAGUUUUAGAGAUGUUGGUUGCUGUGGACAAAGCCAGGCUAGCCUUUUCCCCCCUGCCUCCAAACUUUAUGCUAACCUAGGCUAACCACAUGCGAUUGAUAUCCAUCUUCUCAUCUUACUCUUGUAAAGAAGGAAAGCAAAUUAGCUUAUUUUACAAAAUGUUGAACUUUUCCUUAAAUCGAACCAGCCUAGCCAGCUGCAGAAAGCUAACUUCCUUGGUCAUAAUGUCCCUUUUCCAAAACAAACUAUCUUGUUUUGUUCCCUUUAGAUGUAAUAACAUCCCAACCCAGUAAAAAAGCUAUUUUAAAUCUACUGUAUACAAUUUAAGGAAAAUUUACCAGUGAAUAAAUCUCGAAUUAACGUUCAGUUUUUGUUUGUAGGAAAAAUAAAAAAUAAUUGAUGUGAAAAAAUAAUCACAACUUGACGUUCAACAUGCAAAAUGUCUAACAUCACAAGGAUAAGAGUUAUAACUUAGUUUAAAUGAUUAAAGUUAUCUCCUAUUUUAAAAUAUUCAUGUGGCUGGUGUUUCUCUCUUUGGGCUACAACAACAAAAAUAUUGCUUACGAAUGCAAUACUUUGAGGUAAAAUAACAGGAUGUAAAGUAGCUAAAGGUUCUUAAUAGUUUUACUUUUGCCAUUGCAAUCCCAAUGUUGAGAUUCAGUUUUUUGAUGAUUGGUUUGUCAUUCUUGAAACUAGAAUUGAACUCAUGUCUGUAUAUAACAAUUUUGAGUUUUGGGAUACGAUUAAUAAAAUCGCCUACUAAGUUUUACACAA